GUAUGGGGGUGGCGAGACCCUGAUGUCGGUGGUAGCAGAUUUAGGGGAACUCACCACCGAACGGACGAAUGUCUGCCCGUCGAGGUGGACGGGGCGGGGCCUAUCUGCCCGGAGCCAGUUUCUGAAGGGGGACCAACCUUGCGCCAACCAACCGAGAUUGGCUUCUGCGGAGAGGGCAAGCGUGUAUCCGUGUUAUUUGCUCGAGACCUGAUCCGCCGCUGCCUGCAACGACCGAGCUGCAAGGCGCCACCAGAAUCAGUGCUGACAAAUUGA
Messenger RNA from Pyricularia oryzae 70-15, 273 nucleotides. RefSeq lists its product as uncharacterized. The annotation marks the transcript as partial. The record is from RefSeq and is a predicted model, not a curated record. NCBI's taxonomy places the organism in Eukaryota, Fungi, Ascomycota, Sordariomycetes, Magnaporthales, Pyriculariaceae. The transcript has 2 exons.